Molecule: messenger RNA, 2057 nt
Organism: Pungitius pungitius (ninespine stickleback)
Lineage: Eukaryota; Metazoa; Chordata; Actinopteri; Perciformes; Gasterosteidae
Gene: kctd6b
Product: potassium channel tetramerization domain containing 6b
Exons: 2
Coding region: 679-1392 (237 amino acids)
Biological process (GO): protein homooligomerization
Molecular function (GO): protein binding
Source: RefSeq, a predicted model, not a curated record
UUUUAAAUGUGCAACAGUCAUACUCUCUUCUUUUGGAAAUAUGCUCCGUUAGCUUCUUUAUCACAGCAGAAAGAGUGAAAUGCAUUAACGAUGGAUAGCUACCGUCUUUCUUGUUACUUUAGUUUUAGUUAUUGCUGAAUAAUCGAUACUGUAUGGAAGUGUUUGUAUCUAAAGUUAAGUAACGCCACGUUUAAGUUGCAUAUUUGGUAGUGACACGAUGUUCUGCUGUGCGAGGGUCAACGUUAAUUCUAAUAGACGUUUGAAACAGCUGUUGACAAAGCAUUAUUUAUCCAGCAGCUGUCCAUCAAACCGCCAGGUUGCAUGGAAACUAUUUAGUUUCCCUCCUGCGUACUUGACGGUCAGGAUAACGAUGAUGCGAUUUGAUGUCAAACAGCUGUUUAAUGGACAUUAAGUGAAAAAUCUCUAGCCUGGAUUUGCGAAUAAUCGAGCAAUGUGUACAGAAUGCUCAUUGAAACCACAACGAUCGUCUGUAGCUUGCUCUACUGGGGAAACACGUGAUUUGACUCAAGUCUACAUGAUCGUGUCAAUCAUAUUCUGCAUAUCUGUGUUACAGCUCAUAUUAAUGUGACUGUUUUUUCACAGGUGGUAUUGAAUUAAGCCAAAGCGUAUCUGUUCCCUCUCUAUUUUGAUUCUGGCCAAGUGGGUAUUGUUCUACAAAUGGAUAAUGGAGACUGGGGCCAUAGGAUGAGUUCUCCUGUUACAUUGAAUGUGGGGGGCUGCCUGUACACCACCAGUUUAUCCACCCUGCAGCGCUAUCCGGACUCCAUGCUGGGCGCCAUGUUCAGGGGGGAUUUCCCCACCACCCGCGAUUCCCAAGGGAAUUACUUCAUUGAUCGCGACGGGACGCUUUUCAGGUACAUCUUGAACUUCCUGCGGACGUCCGAGCUCACCCUCCCCCUGGACUUCACGGAGACGGACCUCCUGAGGAAGGAGGCGGACUUCUACCAGAUCGAACCUUUGAUCCAGUGCCUCAACGACCCCAAGCCGCUGUACCCUCCCGACAUCUUCGAGCAGGUCGUGGAGCUCUCCAGCACCCGGAAACUGUCAAAGUAUUCAAACCCGGUGGCGGUCAUCAUCACGCAGCUGACCAUAACCACGAAGGUUCACGGCCUGCUGGAAGGCAUCUCCAACAACUUCACCAAGUGGAACAAACACAUGAUGGACACCAGGGACUGCCAGGUGUCGUUCACUUUCGGACCAUGUGACCAUCACCAAGAGGUGUCCCUGAGGGUUCUGCUCAUGGACUACAUCAUGAAACAAGGCUUCACCAUCCGUAACACGCGCGUGCAUCACAUGAGCGAGCGCGCCAACGAGAACACGGUGGAGCAUCACUGGACUUUCUGCAGGCCGGCUCACAAAGUCGAGGACUGAACUGCGGGGGACAUUACUGUUUAAUUUGUCUCCAUAUUACACAGGCCAUGAUCAAAAAAGGAACUUAUUUUGAUCUCUGUUUUUUAGAUCAAAGAUCAAGGUCCAGACAGAAGGCAUAAAAAUAAUGAAAUGGGAAUUAUGAUUUAGUCUCCUGUUGUAGUGUAAGAAAAACAAAUGAUCUGUGCUUCCACUAAUUUGACACUAAUUUCAUGAAGACCCUAUAGCAAUGUUUCGAUUAUGAUUGUAUUUAUUUUAUUACGCUCAAAUGAUGCUAAAGAUGUUGGUUCUUUUCUUUUUAUAUUUAAUGUUCUACCGAUACCAUCAUCUGUUUAUAUGAAAGAUAAAAUGCUCAUAAACGGGUGGCUGUGGUCUGAGAUUGUUUACAGACAAACUGAAGAAAAUCAAAAAUUACUUUAUUUUAGAUCUCAAUUUGAUUAUCUUUAGCCCAACUAACAGUAGAUCUUGAAGUUAGCUCUCUUGUUUCCUAGUACGAUACUAUAUCUGUAGGCCCCAGUCGUCGUCGCAUGUGUCUUAAGUGUCCUGUGUUGGAGUUUAAUUGUGCGCUUUUUCUACAUCAUGAUGUUCUAGUUAAGAGUUCAUUUCAACGAUGUGUUUGGUCAUUCCAGCUAAAAUAAAUCCAUUUGUGAGUCAUGAGUUCAGUUUUA